AUGGGCGUGAAAUCGUGUGAUACAUUUCGUGAAAUUGAUGAACUUUUUAUCGACUAUGAGAAAAAUGAGGACAAAUUUAACAAUGCCUAUGGACCAUAUAAUAAUUAUUGCCCUGUAAAUAAUGGGGGCAGAAAAUGUGAAACGAAUUAUGAAAAACUGAAUGCUAUUUCUAGAUAUGCAUAUAUGGAAUUAAUUCAAAAUAAGAAGGUGGAUCUAGAAAGUGAAAAUGACCUACGUGCUGAUUUUUUGGUUAUGAGAUUGUGUGAUAUAUUAUAUAAACUAUCAAACAAUCCGAAUUUAUCUCUAAAAGAUGCAUUUGAGAAAUAUUUAGAUAAACAUAUGGGGGCGUUUAAUCAUUGGAGCAUCUUAAGUAAUAAAAAGUAUUUUAAUGGUUCUAACAUUGGUAUUAUGAAUGGAUUUUAUUUUUUAUUUCAGCAAAUUUGUGAAACAAUUAAUAGAUAUAACAAUCCUAAUGCAAAAACAUACGAACACACACACGAUAUUCAACAAUUCUAUAUUAUUUAUCACACACUUUAUAAUUUUGUUAAUCGUUGUGAUCCGUAUCUUCAAUUAUUUUAUCAUUUAAAAACAAUAUAUGAUGAUAUUAUAAGUGGUGUUAUUAAAUUCGAUGCCAAUGACCAAGAAUUAAGUAAUCAGAUUAUAAUGCUUUCAUCGAUAGAUACAACCAAGUUGUUAUCUGAAUUCAAUACUAAAGGAUGCAAACAAGUGCAUAAAAAGUUAGAACAAAAUAUAUCCAGGAAUAAAGAGAAGUCAGAAGAGGAAGAAGAGGAACAAGGUGGAUUUGAUACUUUAAUCGACUUAUUUGGUCUUGAUGAUGACGAUGACGAUAAUGAUGGUGGCAAUGAUGAUUUAGAUUUAGAUGAAGAAGAAGAUGGUGAUGACUUGCAAAAUACCACACAAGGAACACCACCAGUAUCUGUACCAGGGCCACAACAACCUGGACAAUCAACAUCAGUACCUGUAAAACAAGUACCUACACCGUCAGGAGCGUCACCAAGCAUACCUGACAAUGGAAGCGAUACAAUAGGAAGUAAAGAUAAAGUAGUAGACAGUACCCAAAGCCAAGAAAAUACUAAAGGGGGUGAACAAACAGAUACAGGUGGUGACACAGGAAAUAAAGCAAAUCUCCAAAGCGAUUCAAGCAUUCAUACCCCAACUUCGGGUAACAAUCAAGGAGGCGAAUCAAGAGAUGGAUUGGAUGGUGGGUCAAAUGGCAAUCAAGUAAAUCAAGGAGGAUCAGGAGGUAUAAAUGAUGGAAAGGGCGAUAAAGACAUCAGUAAAGGAGGUACAUGUACUGGAUCAUGUGACGGAGCAGAUAGUGGAACAGGAAGCGGAAAAGGAGGUACAAAUAAUACAUUACCCAGUCAAGGGAAUUCAAGCAAUCAAGGAGGUUCAGAUGAUGGGUCAAAGGGAUCAGGGGACCAGGAUGCAACAAAAUCAUCAGAAACAUUUUAUGGAUAUUCGUCAAGCAAUUGGGGAAGUCGUUUAAACCCCCUAAAUUAUUUACCUAGCGCUUCCAGUAUAUAUCAAUCUUCAAAGAAUAUUUUAACAAGUGCCACUAAUCAAGUCAAUAAUGCAUAUAAUAGUGCUGUGACCGCUGUAAAAGAUAAUUAUGAUAGCGUUGUGGCCGCUGUAAAAGAUACUUAUGAUAGUGCUGUAACUGCUGUAAAAAAUACUUAUGACACCACUAUGACCACUGUAAAAGGUGCUUAUAGUGCAACUACUAAUUAUAUCGAUGGUACUGUUAGUAGUAUAAUCAACCAAUUGAAUUCAUUUGAUACUUUUUCACAAUUAGAUGAUCAUCAAUCUCGAUCAGGUGGUUCAGGGAAUAGUUUGCCAACAAACAAUAGCCCAUUAAAGACACCAGUACCACAAUCUCACUCUCCAUCAGUAACUUUACCGCCAUCACAAACUUCACCACCAUCACCGUCGCAGCCACAUUCUAGCCAAACACAAGAUUCACCACAAAUCACAGAUCAAAAUGACAGAUCUGACCCAAUACAAAUUCAUGAUACAAAUCCUGGGACAGGAAUGCCUAGAACACUAACAAAUUUUAGUAAAAACCAUUCAAGCACAGGAAAUGGAACCACAAAUGGAACUGUUGUUAAAAUGAACGAAAAAACAUCAAUAUGGUGUAUAGGAUCAAAUAAGAAAUUUGAUUUAAUGGGUAUUGGCAUUAUAUUUAUUUCAGCAUCCAUUAUUUUAGCAAUUAUGUAUAAGUAUAUAUCAUUUGGAUCGGGAACACAUUCGAAGAAAAAAAAAACUAUGAAAAGAGUUAUAAAAUAUGGUGAUGGAACCAGAAAGACACGAAUAAUUAUAAAAUCACAUGAUAGGAACAAACACCUAAAACCAGUUAUAAAUUCAGUUGGUAGAAAAAAAUAUCCAUUAUUAAAUAUAUACAAACUUAUGCAGGCAGAUCCUAUGCCAUUUAUUAAUUUAUUUUUUUUGUUAAUUUUUUUUGUUUAUAAAAGAAAAUUAAAUUAUUUAGAAUUAUAA
This is a messenger RNA of Plasmodium vinckei vinckei, 2517 nucleotides long. Its product is annotated as CIR protein PIR protein. The record is from RefSeq and is a predicted model, not a curated record. The transcript is spliced from 3 exons. NCBI's taxonomy places the organism in Eukaryota, Apicomplexa, Aconoidasida, Haemosporida, Plasmodiidae. Bases 1 to 2517 code for a protein of 838 amino acids.